Molecule: messenger RNA, 1752 nt
Organism: Priapulus caudatus
Lineage: Eukaryota; Metazoa; Priapulida; Priapulimorpha; Priapulimorphida; Priapulidae
Product: sodium- and chloride-dependent glycine transporter 1-like
Exons: 12
Coding region: 1-1752 (583 amino acids)
Biological process (GO): sodium ion transmembrane transport
Cellular component (GO): membrane
Molecular function (GO): L-amino acid transmembrane transporter activity
Source: RefSeq, a predicted model, not a curated record
AUGGCAGGAGGAAACAUAGUGUCAGGUAAAUCAUCAGAGAAUGGAGUGAUUCAGUCAUCGAGAGGCUGCGAUGAGAAUAAAGCUCGUGGCAACUGGACAGGAUCGCUGGAUUUCUUCUUGAGCUGUGUGGGCUAUGCAGUCGGACUCAGUAACAUCUGGCGCUUCCCUUACAUUUGCUUUACAAGUGGAGGCGGAGCCUUUCUCAUCCCGUACCUGAUAGCACUCGCUGUGUGCGGAUUGCCUCUGUUCUUCCUGGAUGUAGGCAUAGGCCAGUUUUCAAGCAGUGGAGCAAUUUUAAUGUGGAACAUAAGUCCUAUAUUUAAAGGUGUCGGUUUCGGAAUGAUGUUGGUGUCAGUGCUGUAUUGCGUCCUAUACAACCUGAUCAUGGCCUACAUCCUCUUCUACUUGGGGAUGUCCUUAACGAAGCUAUUGCCGUGGGAGACGUGCAUGAAUCCGUGGAACACUGCCGCAUGUCUGCAGCGUGGCUACGAUCUCCUCGGCAGCUCUAACAUGUCCGGUGAGUCUAACCAGUCGCAGCUUGUAGACGCCAUGAUGGACAACAUUACAGCAGACGCGGGCACAGCUAACAUCAGCGGGGUCGUAACCAGGAGUUCGUCGGCGACGGAGGAAUUCUUUUACAAUUUUAUAUUGGAGAUCUCUGAAGGACUUCACGACCUUGGUGGCUUCCACUGGAAGCUGCUGCUCGCUUACUGCAUUGGCUGCUUCAUCGUUUUUGUCUGCCUCUCUAAGGGCAUCAAAUCAACGGGAAAGGUGGUGUACUUUACCGUUACCUUCCCUUAUGUGAUUCUCCUUAUACUGCUGGUGAGAGGUGUUUGGGGUUUGGCUUUUGUGCAGAUAUUCUACUCACUCGGACCAGGCUGGGGUACUGUGGUUACGAUGGCAUCAUACAACCGUUUCCACAACAACAUGUUAAUAGAGUGUUACCUGGUACCGGUCGUGAACAGUGCUACCAGUCUCCUUGCUGGCUUCGUCGUCUUCUCUGUCCUUGGAUAUAUGGCGGAAGUCGCUCAAGUUGACAUUAAAGACAUCGUUACUGGCGGUCCUGGUCUAGCGUUUAUAGCAUACCCUGAAGCAAUAACACACCUGGCGAUCUCUCCGCUGUGGAGUGUUCUAUUCUUCUUCAUGUUGUUCACGGUGUCGCUGGAUACUCAGUUUGUAUCUCUAGAGACAGUUAUCACCUCUAUUAGAGACAUCCUGCCAUCAAGGUUUAAGGAGAGAAAGGUGUUGCUUACGUUGAUAAUGUGCGGAUUAUCGUUUCUACUUGGACUGCCAUUAACAACACGAGGUGGCUCGUACAUUUUCAUACUCAUAGACUGGUACUGCUUAGGAAUACCGGCUAUGUGUCUGGCUAUAGCAGAAGUGCUUGGGGGUUUUAUCUUAAGUUUUACUAUCAUCACAAGCGAGCCUGUCACAUAUCUCGACUACGACUAUCCACGGUGGAGCAUAGCUGCUGCUUGGACUCUGGCUGCCAUGUUAAUUCUCAUGAUUCCAAUGUACGCUGUCUAUUAUCUAACACGCGUUGCGAGAAGGGGCUCACUCUGGCAGCGACUCCGUAGAGGCCUGCAACCUUCCAAAGAGUGGGGCCCUGCUGUGGAGCCAUACCGGUCCGACUACUGGCAUCGGCGUCUCGCCCAAGGACACGUGGCGCCCCCUGAAUACAUGCAAGCUAACGAGCAAAUGCACUUUAUCGAUAACAAACAAGUCAGGGGCGUGUACAGGGGGGUGGUCUAA